Molecule: messenger RNA, 2018 nt
Organism: Aspergillus ochraceoroseus IBT 24754
Lineage: Eukaryota; Fungi; Ascomycota; Eurotiomycetes; Eurotiales; Aspergillaceae
Product: AFG1 family ATPase
Exons: 4
Coding region: 271-1983 (570 amino acids)
Biological process (GO): protein quality control for misfolded or incompletely synthesized proteins
Cellular component (GO): mitochondrion; cytoplasm
Molecular function (GO): ATP hydrolysis activity; ATP binding
Source: RefSeq, a predicted model, not a curated record
UUUUUUUUUUUUUUUUUUUUUUUACAUAUCCACCUGUUACUUCCGUCUACCUGCUCUGGGCCGAGAGCACUCUCUGAAAUCGUUUUGCUCAUUCGCGAUUUUCCCCCGCGUUCCCUCCGCCGACACCAACAAUACGAGCGGCCGGCCGACGUACAAUCGCCGUUGACGACGACGCUCAUUCGUACCUGGAUAACUACCUGAUAAAAUCGACCCGGAUUAGGACAUAUUCGUUCUCGAGAAUAACCUCCCCCGCAUCUGCAAUCAAUCUAGAUGCCAAUGCGAGGCUCCUCGUCCGGCAGGCUUUGUGCGGGCCAUUUCGGAAUUGUGCCGAGGACCAGGAGAACGGCCCUCGUGCGACCUGUCGCUCUUCGAACUGCACGUCCUGCUUAUAUUACGGAAUACAGGAGGAGUUUCCACCGCUGCCGGUCGAGACCGAGUCCCAAUCUUGGAGGAUAUGGAUAUCUGCGCAGACAAGAUCGGUCGAAUGUCCGAUGCGGUGUACGGGUCACUCCGGCCGUGAGGCGGUUUGCGGCGACUAGCUCUGCCGUGCAAAUUAAGCCCGAGGAGAGUGAUAGCACGCCGGGAGAAGAAGUGUGGGGUCCUUUGUCGGAGUAUGAGGUGAGGGUGCAGCAGGGUCGGCUGAGGGAUGAUCCUUAUCAAAGGCAAAUCAUUGAGCAGCUACAAGAUCUGUAUGUGCGUUUGAAGUUGUAUCAUGCUCCUCCGGUCGUCCAUCCCAGCGUCGAGUCUCUGGAGCGCACCCCGAAAAAGUCUUUCUUCGGGUCGUUGUUCUCUAAAGCCCCAGCAAAGUCGGAGUUCACUAUUCCCGAGAAUCUCCCGAGGGGCUUGUAUAUGUAUGGCGAUGUUGGUUGCGGGAAGACAAUGCUGAUGGAUCUGUUUUAUGAGACGCUGCCGCCGAAUAUCACGUCCAAGUCUCGGAUCCAUUUCCACAACUUCAUGCAGGAUGUACAUAAGCGGAUGCAUGUGGUGAAGAUGCGGUACGGAAAUGACUUUGAUGCGUUGCCGUUGGUUGCAGCGGAUAUUGCGGAGAAGUCAAGUGUGUUUUGUUUUGACGAGUUUCAGUGUACGGAUGUUGCGGACGCAAUGAUUCUGCGGAGACUUCUUGAAUUGCUCAUGUCGCACGGCGUGGUCCUAAUCACCACCUCGAACCGGCAUCCCGACGAUCUAUACAAAAACGGCAUCCAACGCGAGUCCUUCAUCCCAUGCAUCAAUCUCCUGAAGGCCCAGCUUGACGUGAUCAACCUCAACUCGCCCACCGACUACCGUAAAAUCCCCCGCCCCCCAUCGGGAGUCUACCACCACCCGCUCGGCCCAGAGGCAGAACAACACGCCCAGAAAUGGUUCGACUUCCUCGGCGACCCGAUCAAUGAUCCUCCCCACCCAGCCACCCAGGAAGUCUGGGGCCGUAAGAUCCAAGUCCCCUGUGCAAGCGGGAAGGCCGCGAAAUUCAGCUUCCAGCAGCUGAUCGGUUCCGCCACCGGCGCAGCCGACUAUCUCGAACUAGUCCGCAACUACGAUGCUUUUAUCAUUACCGAUGUCCCAGGCAUGGACCUGACGCAGCGCGAUCUCGCCAGACGAUUCAUCACUUUCAUCGAUGCCGUUUACGAAAGCCGAGCAAAACUAGUCCUCACCACUGCUGUCCCCCUCCCAAACCUCUUCAUCCCCGAAUCGGAAGUCAAACCCUCCGCGGAUGACAAAGGCAAUCAUCAAACGGAUAUCUCCGACUCCAUGCGCAUGAUGAUGGAUGACCUCGGUCUCUCGAUGAAAGCCCUCAAGACAAGCUCCCUCUUCAGCGGCGACGAGGAACGCUUUGCCUUUGCGCGGGCGCUGUCCCGGCUCUCCGAAAUGGGGAGCAAGCAGUGGGUUGAGCGCGGGCUGGGCGUAGGAAUGAAUCCCGAGAACGGGAAAAGUGAGCAUGAUGCUUGGAUGAAGGCACGGAGCCGGUGGAGUGAGGACAAUAUGUAACCGUCAGCUUUUCUUUUCUUUUUUUUUUUUUUUUU